AUGCGUUUUGUCUAUACGGCAUGUCUGUACCUUCUGGCGGCCUGUAAGGCAAGAAGUGCUGGAACCUGGUACCUGGACUACCCUAUGAAUGCCAACUUCACUAUACUGGACCACUUUAACAACGACGUCGUCUCUCCUGGUGGUGAUGGAAUUAUUGAAGUGAAGCCUAACACAACCCACCGGUGGCUAUUCGAGUACCUUUACGAGGACGCCUACAUUAUCCGCGACAGCACAAGCCAUCGAUUUAUCUAUUUCCCUGAAAUCAAAGAAGGGGCAGUUGCUACUGUUAGCGAAAAGGCUGCAACGGUGUUGCACCCAUAUAUCCCCGAAAACGCCCUUGGCAGGAUACUUGUACUCACGGAAGGGUCUGCGUUCUUCUUUACUGUAGGACCAUAUAGCCCUGAAGAACCGAACCGUCGGGUUAUAAAGCUAGUGAAGAACUAUUCGGAUGAUGAUCGGCAAUUCAGCUUCAUCAAGAAACCAAAAAAUGGCAACUAG
Molecule: messenger RNA, 498 nt
Organism: Arthroderma uncinatum
Lineage: Eukaryota; Fungi; Ascomycota; Eurotiomycetes; Onygenales; Arthrodermataceae
Exons: 1
Coding region: 1-498 (165 amino acids)
Source: RefSeq, a predicted model, not a curated record